CAAAUGUCAUAUCUCUGGAUGUAGCGUUGAUGGAAAUCAAGAAGCAAAUGUCUGCUGAUCCAAAUGGUUGUUACGUUGUCGACAUGAUGCCCAAUCUUCGUUUUCUUGUACAGAGCUCAGAACUCGUUAAAAACCCAAAGGAAGAGAUGGAAUCAUUUGAAAAUGAAUACCCUGUGUCAUUUGCCAUCAACUUUGACAAUCCCCCGGAAAGACUGACUAAAGAGCAUGCUAAUUCUAAAAACUCUCAGUCCGGAACCCAGGCGGUGCCAGGGACGAAGAGUGAUGAAGCUGACUAUGGGAGAACUAAGAGACGAGCUACGUUGUUUCAAAACAGUGUUCGUCCGUUUAUAAACUAUUUUCUGCAGUCGGACAGACUAGUCAAUGUCGACGUGUCAUCAGGAGCGCUCGAUCUGGUGUGGGAAAAAAUAUGCAGCAUCUUCCUAGAACUUAAUUUUAGAAAUCGUUUCAAUGUCAAUUCUGUGAUAAUAUUUUCUUUUGAUGGAGAACAUAUGGAUAGUAUAGAAUUAGGAAAAUACAGCUUGCGUCAUAUAAACCUGAAAGACCACCUCCAAGAUCCUGUAGAUUCACAGGAAAACGUUUGCUCCACUCUGUGUGGUGUUAUAGAUGGCAGCGACCCAACGGUUGAAGUGUUUCUAGUCAAUCUGGAGGGAACCUCAAUCAACAAACAAAUGAAAUUUGAAGUCAAGAAGCAUUCUGUACUGUUCGUUCAAGAGGACAACAGCUUCUUGCAUGCUCAGGUGGCUCUCAACACCAAGAACAAAGACUCAGUUCACUUCAAAGCAGUGUCGUCAACGAGUAGCGAAGUUUGUCUCUUUCCCAUGGAAACGGACACAGAACUAUGCAAACAAAUUGCCCUAAUGAUGGCCGAGUGUCGGAAAAACUCAUGAGGAUGCAUGUACAACAAUUGCUCGAUGGUUUUCAAUUUCAUUUGUUUUAUUUUUAAUAUUUUUACCAGUUUUAAACUGCGACAUAGUUGAAACUAUAAUUCUUCAAUAAUACAAUUAAUCAUGUUUUAAGUAGCCACCAAAGGUUCAUUAAAAGAAAUGGACCUUGUUUGGCUGUAACUGCAGCUACAAAAGGUGGCCACUUUAAGAUUAAAGCUCUGUACCGGCUCCCCGCCAUGGAACCGUGGACUGGCGAUGCCAGAACAUGGAUCCAUGGUGGGCGUGCCUGAACCGUUCUGGAUAGGGGCACGAGAAAAUAGUUCCGAUUCCGAUUCCGGCUCCCACCCAGAGCAAGUUUUAAACUACUCAGUAGGUAGGUGUAGGACGACU
This is a messenger RNA of Gigantopelta aegis, 1295 nucleotides long. RefSeq lists its product as uncharacterized. NCBI's taxonomy places the organism in Eukaryota, Metazoa, Mollusca, Gastropoda, Neomphalida, Peltospiridae. Bases 30 to 908 code for a protein of 292 amino acids. The record is from RefSeq and is a predicted model, not a curated record. The transcript has 6 exons.